Messenger RNA from Castor canadensis (American beaver), 1442 nucleotides. It is a transcript of the gene Faabtp, whose product is annotated as transmembrane protein 19. Lineage: Eukaryota; Metazoa; Chordata; Mammalia; Rodentia; Castoridae. Gene Ontology annotation, cellular component: membrane. The record is from RefSeq and is a predicted model, not a curated record.
CACCGGGCUGCCGACCUGUCCACUCGGCAUGUGGGAGGGCGGUGGGGGCGGGGCUCGGCGGCCCGGGACCGCUGAUUGGCCGCCGCGGCCUUUCCCUUCCCUUUUCUGGUCUCCCAGCCCAGGUGCGAGCCGACCUCCCGCCUGCCCUGCAGCCUCCACCUGUGCGCUGGGCAGGUUAUAACUUCGCCCGCAUCCGUUGAAGCACCAGCUGCCAUUUCGGGAAGGAGUUUGGGUGCUCAUAGCCUUACUGCCCAUGACAGAUUUUGACGAUAAUAUUUGCAAAAGAUACUUAAGUAUGAUUACUAACAUAGUAAUAUUGAGCCUCAUCAUAUGCAUAUCCUUAGUCCUCUGGAUUGUGUCGAUGACUGCUGGCACCUACUAUGGUAACUUACGGCCUAUUUCUCCUUGGCGUUGGUUGUUUUCUGUUGUUGUUCCUGUUUUGAUCUCCUCUAAUGGCUUUAAAAAGAAAAGUCUAGAUCACAGUGGGGCCUUGGGAGGGCUAGUGGUUGGAUUUAUCAUAACCAUUGCAAAUUUCAGCUUUUUUACCUCUUUGCUGAUGUUUUUCAUUUCUUCUUCGAUACUUACUAAAUGGAAGGGAGAAAUAAAGAAGCGUCAAGAUUCAGAAUAUAAAGAAGGAGGGCAAAGGAAUUGGGUCCAGGUGUUCUGUAAUGGAGCUGUGCCCACAGAGCUAGCCCUGUUGUACAUGAUAGAAAACGGCCCUGGAGAAAUACCAAUUGAUUUUUCCAGGCAACACACCGCUUCCUGGAUGUGUUUGUCUCUCUUGGCCUCCCUGGCCUGCUCUGCUGGAGAUACCUGGGCUUCAGAAGUUGGCACAAUUCUGAGUAAAAGCCCGCCAAGGCUGAUAACAACUUGGGAGAAGGUUCCAGUUGGUACCAAUGGAGGCGUUACAAUGGUGGGAUUUGCUUGCAGUCUCCUGGGUGGUACCUUUGUGGGCAUCACAUACUACCUCACACAGUUGGUUUUUGUGAAUGAUUUAGACAUUUCCGCUCCCCAGUGGCCCAUUAUUGCAUUUGGGGGUCUAGCUGGAUUACUGGGAUCAGUUGUGGACUCAUAUUUAGGGGCAACAAUGCAAUUUACUGGUUUGGAUGAAAACACUGGCAUGGUGAUCAACAACCCCACACAUAAGGCAAAGCACAUAGCAGGGAAACCCAUUCUCGAUAACAAUGGGGUGAAUCUGUUUUCUUCCAUUCUUAUUGCCCUCUUGCUCCCAACAGUUGCUUGGGGAUUUUGGCCCAGAGAGUGAACUUUAUUUGAUUUCCACAUGUUGACACUGGGUCCCUCAGCUGCAGUCCAAAUGGGGCACACAUUGGAGACUCCAUUUACCCUAGGGCAGCUUUCUGAACCACGGAGGACAAGUUCAUCAUGGAUCCUACACUUCUUUUGUCCCUUGAUGCCUAUUUGUAAGCAAUAAAUCUGCAUCU